AGAGCGCGCCUGGCCAAUCGGCAGGAUGGACGCUGUCGCUUGUGUCAAAGUUCCAGCGCUCCUGACUUGACUCUGAUUUUCCGGCUUUGCAUCUUUUCGCGGGGGCGGUCACUCUUCCAUAGACCUCCUAAAGGGGAAAAUGUGCCAUAGAGUCCGUUGUUGACAAAAUUAAUUGAAGAGGUGAAGUUGAGCUCAGAACUACAACUAAUCUUAUCAAAACGUGUGGAGGUGAAGUGAUCUGAAAGAAUUUAUGACCACAAAACUUCAGUUUGAAAAACAUCAUAUUUUUCAUACCGAAAAUUAGAGUGCUUUGAGAGACUUUAUUCUGACAAAAUGAUGAUGGAAACAAAGGAACAACAGCCCUUGAGCACAACAUUUUACACAGAAUUACCUAAAGUGGAACUUCAUGCCCACUUAAAUGGAUCUAUUAGUUCUAAUACCAUGAAGAAAUUAAUAGCUAAGAAGCCAGAUCUUAAAAUCCAGAAUCAUCUCACUGUGAUUGACAAGAGAAAGAAAAGAACUUUAGAUGAAUGUUUCCAGAUGUUUCAAAUUAUUCAUCAGGUUACUACUAGCCCUGAAGAUAUUCUGUUGGUCACAAAAGAUGUCAUUAAAGAAUUUUCAGAUGAUGGUGUCAAGUACCUGGAACUCAGGAGCACACCCAGAAGAGAAAAUUCUACAGGAAUGACUGAAAAGACUUACGUGGAAUCUGUACUUGAGGGUAUAAAACAAUGCAAAGAAGAAAACUUGGACAUUGAUGUUAGGUAUUUGAUAGCAAUUGAUAGAAGAGGUGGCUCUACAGUAGCCAAGGAGACUGUUAAACUUGCCCAGGAGUUCUUUCUUUCUGCAGAGGACAUAGUUCUUGGUGUUGACCUCAGUGGUGCCCCUGCUGCAGGACAAGCAAAAGACUUCUUGGAACCUCUUCUUGAAGCUAAAAAAGCAGGUUUAAAGUUGGCGUUGCAUCUAUCAGAGAUUCCAAACCAAACAAAAGAAACACAAGUACUCCUGGAUCUUCUUCCUGACAGAAUUGGUCAUGGGACAUUCCUCAAUUCAUCAGAUGAAGAUUCUCUGCAUCUAGUAGACUUUGUGAGGCACCACCGGAUACCACUGGAACUCUGUUUGACCUCAAACAUUAAAAGUCAGACAGUUCCAUCUUAUGACCAGCAUCAUUUUGGAUUCUGGUACAGCAUUGGCCAUCCUUCUGUGAUCUGUACCGAUGAUAAGGGUGUUUUUGCAACAAAUCUUUCUCAAGAAUAUAAGCUGGCAGCUGAAACAUUUCAUUUGACCCAACCCCAGUUGUGGGAUUUGUCUUAUGAGUCCAUCAACUACAUCUUUGCUUCUGACGGCACCAAGUCUGAACUGAGGAAGAAGUGGAAUCACCUGAAGCCCAAAGUGUUAUAUUUUUAACUUGUAAGGAGGUGAACUACUUGCAAAUAUGGUUGCAACCAGGAUCUUCCGCCCAUAUUCCAUCACCAGCGCCUGCUCAUAGAAGGUGCUUGGCAAUUGUGUCUUAAAUUGACUAGUGCGCUCUGAAAUUUUACAUAGCUCACCUUUUGCUGCUAACUGGAAGUCAGAAUGUUUCUGAUAACCAAAAUCCUGUCCACUGGUGAUAUUGACCAGUGAGCAGUCCCAUCCGUUUGAUUCAGAAAAAAAAAUUAAAGUAGUUUUCAGCAGAAAAAGUUUUAGAAUUACUAGCUCAAAUAAGUUGGGGAAAAUAAGGAAAGAAAGGACUUGGAAGCUCUCUAAUUUGUGACAUUCCUAUAGUUCAUUGUGUUCUUUCAGACUCCCUUCAAUUAAGUAUUCUCCAAAACUGUUUUCUUCAGGCUAUAUUACAGAUACAGUAUUAUAUAUAUAAUGCAUAUACAUUACAUAUGUAGUAUGUAUAGUAGACUGUAUUACAUAUAUUGCUUUUUUUUAAUAACCCAUAGCAGUGAGGGUUAAUGUCCUUUGGGUUUGGCCCCAAAACAAAAACAAACUUUUGAGAUCUGAGUGUCACUAGAUAGCUUUAUGAAUGUAUAGGAGUAAAGUUUUAAUAUUAGAUCUUGAAUUACAUAAUAAAGCCAUCCUACACUUAAGUUUAGGAUUAUCCCAUCCUAAACUUCUCUUUUCUUCCCUAUCUGGUCAUCAUAAAAAUGAUUUUUGAAGAUUUGACAAGUCUAUAUUCAGAUUAUAGUAAAAGAAGUGGCAGCAACAAUGAGAACAUAUUACAACUGAUUAGAAUAUUGAUUAUCCAGCUCCUCCUAAUACAUUCUUUUGCUGCACACCCAACCUAAUCUGAGGCCUUAGGAGUUCUCUAAGAGGGGCUGGAGUGAUAGCACAGCAGGUAGGGCAUUUGCCUUCUACAUGGCCGACCCAGGUUCGAUUCCCAGCAUCCCAUAUGGUCCCCUGAGCACUGCCAGGAGUAAUUCCUGAGUGCAUGAGACAGGAGUAACCCCUGUACAUUGCCAGGUGUGACCCAAAAAAGCAAAAAUAAUAAUAAUAAUAGUUCUCUAAGAGUAUAGUCAGUGGACUUGGUUUCUCUUCUCUAAGAACUUUAGAAGGCUGUUAUUUUGCUUCUAUCAAGACUGGACAGACAUGCUGAUAAGUAAUGGUUUGUGAGCUAGUGUGAGAUAAACUGUUUUUACUGAGAUAGGGAACAUAUAUGACCUGAGAAAUUAUGUGGUCUGGCCCUGGUACAUAAUGAGGCAGAUAUGUAUGCUUCUCAUUGGCUGCCCUUUGUAGCCUGUCUGCUCGUAGUGAAUGGUUCAUGAAUGGUGAUAUAAAUAUUCAAAUAGUCCAUGGUAGAAAAAAUGGUUCCCCACCCCUCUAGGAAUUUCCCUUUUCCUCUUCUUUAUUUGGCUAUUGGAGCUGAUCCUGGUUCCCUUAAAGCAGGCCUGAGGAGCCAGGAGGUAGUACAAUGGUUAGAUUUGAUUAUUGGCACCACAUGAUCCCCCAAGCAUUGCAGGUGUAGCACUGAAGGCCCCUGGGGUGGCCUAGGUAUCCCCAGUAACUCAGGGCCUCAGCAGUAUCACAUCCUCAGGCCCUUGCAUUGAACCACCAGCCCAUUUGACUGAAAUCACAUGUGGGAGCUCCUGCUAAAUAAAUAAGACUCACUCUCUGUGCCAAAUUGUAAUGCAUUCUAAUGGUUUGUUUUAAUAAAGAUGCAAAUACCAAGGAAGGAUUUUCAUUUUAAUUUCUCUCUCACCUCAUUCACAUUUUUUUCUCUGCUAGAAUACAAAGAUUCAAACAAGAAUACUCACAGUAAAUUGCCCCUCCCCAAAGAAAUAGGAAGAAAUACAACUUUAUAGACAGCUUUUAUUAAUAUGGUAUCCCUGAGAAGCAGAUUAAGGUAUAAACAUUAUUCAGCUUAACAGAAAUGGAACUGGUUGCAAGAAUAAAACAUUUUUAUUUUAAUAUCCCAACAAAUGCUUUUUCCAAAAAACUAUACAUAAAGACAAUAAUUUCUCAUUUUGGAAAAAUAUAGCAUCUUCCUAAGCCAUCCUAAGGCACUGUUUCAGAUUGGUGUUCUUUGUAAUUUCCUAUAUGCUUAGGCAGCAUAAUUGAGAUACCAACUCUCCAUAAUUUCUACUGUUAGGAGAUUCUUUGUACUAGGAUUCUUUAGCACUAGAACCCUAAUUAAUCUCUCAUCCAACAUCAUAGAAUAUUCCCUCUCCCCACUACUUUCCUACAUCUCACUCUAGCCACAGGACUCUAGUUAAAUAUAAAUAUCAAAUCCUAGCCUUGGCUGUUUUCUUAUUUUACCUUUCCUCUGACCUACCCUUCAAAGUAUCUUUUUUACAAGAUACUAGUUUCUGGCUUUCAUAUUUCAUAUAAGCUAGACCCCUAAAAUUGCUCAGUUUUCCCCAGUCAGCACUGGGGAAAAUUAAACUUUAAUUUUCAUUACAUAGUCUAUUUUUGCCCUCUCUUUCAUCUCAAAAAACACGUCUCUUCUUUUCCUUAUCUCGUAUACACUCAAGGGGAUAUGAACUUUCUAAAACUGAAAGAAAGUCACUGUCACUGUCAUCCAGUUGCUCAUCCAUUUGCUCGAGCAUGCAUCAGUAUUGUCUCCAUCGUAAGACUUGUUACUGUUUUUGGCAUAUCGAAUACGCCACGGGUAGCUUGCCAGGCUCUGCCAUGCGGGCAGGAUACUCUCGGUAGCUUGCCGGGUUCUCUGAGAGGGACGAAGGAAUCAAACCCGUGUUGGCCAAGAGCAAGGCAAACGUCCUAUCCGCUGUGCUAUUGCUCCAGGCCUUCUCAAACUGAAGGUUUCUUAACCUUUACUCCUUUGAACCCAUCCUGCUUCACCAAGUUUUUUCUUUUAGCAAUUCCAAUAUACCUUAACAACUUAUCAUCUUACAACUAUGUUUGAUAGAUUUUUCUAAAACUGUUGCAACUAUACAUGUGCAUUUAUAAUUUGUCCACAUCUGUGCCAUCUGUUUUAUAGAGACAGAACAGUUUAACUUGUGCUAUACAGGGCUUAUCACACUACUAGAAAUAAUUAUAGCUAUAAUUCAAUAAUACUUGAUUAUAAAGAUCAGAAUGUAUUUAAGGAGGUGCUUUAAAAAUAGAUGUAUACAGGGACAGAGAGAUAGUACAGUGGGUAGGGUGCUUGCCUUGACCCAGGUCCAAUUCCUGGCAUCCCAUAUGGUCCCCUGAGCACCACCAGGAAUGAUUCUUGAGUGCAGACCCAGGAGAUACCUCUAAGCAUUGCUGUGGCCAAAACAGAUAAAAAAUUAUAAAAUAGAUGUAUAAAGUUGAGUAUGUGCAAUAUAUGCAUGGGUAUUGGCAAUUCCACUGAACUGAAUAUGUUGUCCUCUUUGCCCUUAGGGUAAAGAAUUAUUGGCACAAUGUAAUGUUUUCCCAGUUCACUGGAAUGCGGCAGUAGCAAUUGCUCAUUGUAGGUUAAUACUAUACAAGGUAGAUAAUACGUGACUUUGGAGUGUAUAGAUUUCCUCUUUUUAGAGCUUUAGAUGCUUUUCCUGUCACCAUAUUCAGCUGGCUUAUUUUCUAGGCUUCUGGGCCAUAAGAGACAGAUAAAACUGAGAUAAGAUAGGCCAAAAAAAAAGAGAGAGAGAGAGAUAAAGAGAAAGAAAAUUCAAGAGGCUGGAGAGCCAGUAGGGGUUAAGAUGCUUGUCUUGCGUAUGGCCAACCAUGAUUCAAUUUCUGACACCAUGUUUCCCUAAGCACAGAAUCAGGAGUAGCCCCCAGCCCCACCCCUUCUGGAAAAAAAUUAAAAACACCUAAGAAAAUUAAACUAGAUGCUCUAAGUGUAGUUGUAUAUUCCCAAACUCCAGGUUUGGAAGAAACUAAGAAGUUCAGGGUCAUAUCUCAAAACCAUGUAAACCUAGUUUAAACCUAGUUUACAUGGUUUUCCCAUAGUUUACACCUAGGUUCUGGGUGAUAUGUCCACAGAUGAGAAACAAGACAAACAUUUAAACUCUCUUUUACAGUAAAUUAAAAGUUUGCAGUGGAGGCCAGAGUGAUGGUAUAGUGGAUAAGGGGCUUACCUUGCAUGCGGCCAACCCAGGCUCAAUCCCUGCAUCCCAUAUGAUCCCCUGAGCCUGCCAGGAGUGAUCCCUGAGCCAAGAGCCAGGAAUAAGCCCUGAGCACCGCCAGGUAUGGGCCCUCAGCCCCCCCCCCCACACACACACCCUUAAAGUCUGCAACAACACAUAUCAUUCUGAGCAAAGACUGAAGUGAACAGGAAGAUUCACUGUUGUGCAUUUACAUUGUUGAAAAUAUACCCGUUCAAUAAAUGCAGGUAAUAGGUUUUUCUAUUCAAUAUACAGCUGAAUCAUUGGAAAGAGUUCAUAUCAAGCUCUUGGGAUCUACAAAAAUGUCUUCUCUGUUAAGGGAAAAACAUAGACACUAUCCAUUCAGAUGUAGACCCAAAAAAAGGACUGAAAUCUUCCUUUCUUUCUUAAGACUGCCUUGUAAAAUUAAAUCUAGAUCCAGAAGAAACAAACUAACAGUGGGGUGCAUCCUAAAGAUUUUACUAAUGCUAGUUAGGCACAGUAUAGGAGG
Molecule: messenger RNA, 6000 nt
Organism: Sorex araneus (European shrew)
Lineage: Eukaryota; Metazoa; Chordata; Mammalia; Eulipotyphla; Soricidae
Gene: MAPDA
Product: adenosine deaminase like
Exons: 11
Coding region: 334-1404 (356 amino acids)
Biological process (GO): adenosine catabolic process; inosine biosynthetic process
Molecular function (GO): adenosine deaminase activity
Source: RefSeq, a predicted model, not a curated record